CAGAUCAUCCUGUUGAUCGGCGUAACACAAUGGCUGCUUCAUCAUGAGCACUUCACCGACAGUCCAAGACGCCGCUGCAUCUCCACCAUCACCUACUCCACAAACAGAUGAAUACUCCAAACCAUCUAACACCGGAACUCAUCCACAUCCACAGAGCGGCGGGCUCAAGAGCUACCUCCGCAUCUUCAGCUAUGCCGACUCCUUCGGGUGGACGCUCAAUGCGCUCGCUCUAGUGGGAGCCAUUGGUGCGGGCGCAGCACUUCCCCUGAUGGAUCUUCUCUUCGGAAAGAUGCUUACGACGUUUAAUGACCUUGCGACAGGGCAGAGCUCGCCAGAGAAGUUUCGGGAUAGUUUGGAUAGAUUUUUGCUUUACUUUGUGUAUCUCUUCAUCGGAAAGUUUUCGUUGGUUUAUAUCUGGACACUCUCCAUCUCUAUCUCCGCCCUCCGCACAACCAAAGCCCUCCGAACCGCCUUCCUCACCCGGCUUCUCCAACAACCCAUUUCCUUCUUCGACGCCUCCCUCGGCGGCUCCCCCGUCACCCACGUCACCACAAACGCCAACCUAAUCAACAGCGGAACCUCGGAGAAACUCGGCUUCGUCCUCCAGGGCACAGCAACCUUUGUCGCAGCCUUCAUCACCGCCUUCGCCGUGCAGUGGAAGCUCACGCUCAUAACAAUCUGCAUUGCGCCAGCGAUCCUGAUCAUCACGACAAUCUGCUCCGCGUUCCUCGUGCAAGCUGAGAAUGCCAUUCUGCGCGUGGACUCGCACGCAGGGAGUUUGGCGGAGGAGGUCCUUGCGAGUAUGAAGACCGUGCAUGCAUUUAAUGCGUUCGAAGCUUUGACGGGUAAGUAUGAGGCGUUUGCAGGCGAGGCGAGACGGCUGGGGAUUCAGCAGUCGGCAAAUAUGGCGAUCCUCUAUGCGGGGGAGUUCUUUUGUGCGUAUGCCGGGUACGGAUUGGCGUUUUGGCAGGGGAUUCGCAUGUAUGCACGUGGGGAGAUUGAUGAGCCGGGGGCGGUUGUUACGGUCAUCUUCGCCGUAAUCCUCGCCGCAACGUCCAUGACCCAAAUCGCUCCGCAAAUCGUACAAAUCACCCGCGCCGCCUCCGCAGCGCAGUUCAUGUGGGAGGUCAUCGACCACGAGCCGAGCAUUGACGCACUCUCGACGUUGGGGAAACAGCCCGAGACCUGCCGCGGCGAAAUACAGUUCUCGAACAUCGCCUUCUCAUACCCGACGCGGCCGCAGGUCCGCGUUCUCGAAGACUUCACCCUCGCUGUACCUGCCAACAAGACGACGGCGUUGGUCGGGCCGAGUGGGUCUGGGAAGAGUACGAUCUCAGCGCUAUUGGAGAGAUGGUAUGAUCCGCUUGAGGGCGGCGUGUUGUUGGACGGGAUGGAUAUCCGCGAGCUGAAUGUGAGGUGGUUAAGGACGAGCGUGAGGAUUGUGCAGCAGGAACCGACGUUGUUCAACGGAACAGUAUUCGAGAAUGUGGCGUAUGGUCUUGCUGGGACGGAGUAUAUUAAUGCUUCCCGCGAGGAGCAGCUGGAGAGGGUUAUUGAGGCUUGCAAGGCAGCGUAUGCGCAUGAGUUUAUUGAAGGCUUGCCUGAGGGCUACGACACCCGUGUCGGCGAACGCGCGAGCGUCCUGUCCGGCGGCCAGAAGCAACGGAUUGCAAUCGCUCGAAGUAUCGUCUCGGAUCCAAAAGUGCUCAUCCUCGACGAAGCUACCAGCGCGCUUGACCCGCGCGCCGAGAAGAUCGUGCAAGAGGCUUUGGACAAUGUUUCCGCGUGGCGGACAACAAUCGUCAUUGCGCAUAAGCUCUCUACGAUCAGGAAGGCAGACCAGAUUGUGGUUCUCUCCAAGGGGAGGAUCAUUGAGAAGGGGACGCACGAUGAGCUCAACGCGGCGGGUGGGAUGUAUCAUCGGCUGAUCGAAGCCCAGGAUCUCGGCGCAAAUAAGACUACUGACGUUGCAUGGCGUGAAGAGCAAGAGACUGAAGAGGACGCUCUGGUCACGAACAUGCCCUUUGUGGAGGCGGAAAGCCCAAGGGACACUAGUGCUCUCGAGCUUGAGACUGACUCUAUCGACAGCCAGAGCCUCCUGCGCUGUAUCGCAAUCCUCGUGAAGGAGCGGCGCGAGCUGUGGAUGGAGUUUGUGAUUGUUGUGAUCGCUUGUAUUGUUGGAGGUGGAAGUUAUCCAGUCCUCGCGUUCGUCUUCGCCAGAUCUCUCGACGCCUUCCAGAUUGCAGACACGGCAGAAAUGAUCGACCAAGGCGAGUUCUACGCGCUCAUGUUCUUCGUCAUCGCACUCGUCAUCCUUGUCGUGUACGCAAUCCUUGGUUGGGUAACCAACAUCAUCUCAACAACCGUUGUCUACACCUACCGCAUGCAGAUUUUCCGCAGCUACAUAACCCAAGACAUGACCUUCUACGACCAACCCUCGCACACAACGGGCUCACUCGUCUCACAUCUCUCAACAAAACCCACGAGCCUACAAGAACUCCUCGGCUUCAACAUCGGCAUCAUAUUAAUCGCCGUCGUGAACAUCGUCUCCAGCUCGAUUCUUUCCAUCGCCGUCGGCUGGAAACUGGGUCUCGUUGUUUUGGCUGGCGCCAUGAUCCCCAUCACAUUCUGCGGGUAUCUUCGGAUAAGGCUGGAGACGCAGCUUGAGAAGAGUACGGGCGAUCGGUUUGCGGAGAGCGCGGCGCUCGCGGGAGAAGCGAUUUCGGCGAUUCGCACCGUUGCGUCGUUGGCGAUUGAGCCGGUAAUAUUGGACAGGUAUAAGGGGAUUCUGAGAGGCAUUGCGCGGAGGAGUAUCCGAGGUUUGGUGUGGACGACGGCGUGGUUGGCGCUCACGCAGUCGCUUUCGUUGUUGUCUAUGGCGUUGAGCUUUUGGUACGGAGGGCGACUGCUCUCGACUGGCGAAUACUCUAGCACGAAGCUAUACAUAGUUGUUAUUGGAGCUAUCCUCUCGGGAGAGGCAGCUGCAUCAUUCUUCAUGUUCACGACUAGCCUGACAAAGGCGCGAGGAGCAUGCAACUACAUCUUCUGGCUCCGCUCUCUGGUCCCGAGUGUGCGAGAUGGGGGUUUGGAGGACGACCACCCCAGCCAUAGCACCCCCGAGAAAGACCAAAACCAUGCAGCCAGCUUGGAACUACAAGAUAUCGAGUUCCGAUACCCAACCAGACCGAACCGGCCCAUUCUGACGGAUCUCAACAUUAAGGUCUCCCCUGGCCAAUCCAUCGCUUUCGUCGGCCCCUCCGGCCAUGGCAAAUCAAGUAUAAUCGCCCUGCUAGAGCGCUACUACAACCCGUCCUGUGGCCGCAUAACCCUCGACGGAACGCCCGUCACCACUAUCCCGCUACAAACCUACCGCACGCACCUCUCCCUCGUCCAACAAGAACCAAUCCUGUACGACGGCAGUGUCCUCGAAAACAUCACCCUCGGCAUCCCGAACCCCUCCUCAAUCCCCGAAUCUGAGAUCCACUCCGCCUGCCACCAGGCAAACGCAUUCGAUUUCAUAUCCUCCCUCCCCAACGGCUUGUCCACGCCCUGCGGUGCACGCGGGUCCCUCUUCUCCGGCGGACAACGCCAACGCAUCGCGAUUGCGCGUGCGCUUCUCCGAAAGCCGAGACUUUUACUUCUCGAUGAGGCGACGAGUGCGCUGGAUACGGAGAGUGAGAGGGUUGUGCAGGCGGCGUUGGAGCGCGCGAGUGUGGGGAGGACGACGAUUGCGAUUGCGCAUCGGCUUUCGACGGUGAAGGGGAGCGAUUGUAUCUAUGUGCUUGUUCGGGGACGGAUUGUGGAGAGCGGGACGCACGAGGUUCUGCUCGCGAGGAGGGGGGUGUAUUAUCAGAUGUGCUUGGGGCAGGCGUUGGACGGGGCGGGGUGAGCUGGUUUUUCGGCUACGUCGAUCGUGACUAGUUUAUUGGAUAGAACACGCCUCUCUUUGCAGAAUACCAUGAAUCUCUU
This is a messenger RNA of Aspergillus fijiensis CBS 313.89, 3969 nucleotides long. RefSeq names its product ABC transporter ATP-binding protein. The transcript has 10 exons. Gene Ontology annotation, molecular function: ATP hydrolysis activity; ATP binding; ABC-type transporter activity. Gene Ontology annotation, cellular component: membrane. Lineage: Eukaryota; Fungi; Ascomycota; Eurotiomycetes; Eurotiales; Aspergillaceae. The coding region runs from base 44 to 3889 and encodes 1281 amino acids. The record is from RefSeq and is a predicted model, not a curated record. Gene Ontology annotation, biological process: transmembrane transport.